This is a messenger RNA of Oxyura jamaicensis (ruddy duck), 1225 nucleotides long. Its product is annotated as protein-tyrosine kinase 2-beta-like. Lineage: Eukaryota; Metazoa; Chordata; Aves; Anseriformes; Anatidae. The transcript has 6 exons. The record is from RefSeq and is a predicted model, not a curated record. Gene Ontology annotation, biological process: protein phosphorylation; signal complex assembly. Gene Ontology annotation, molecular function: protein tyrosine kinase activity. Gene Ontology annotation, cellular component: focal adhesion. Bases 69 to 605 code for a protein of 178 amino acids.
CCCUCUCUCUCCCAUCUCCCGGUGCCUCUCACAAGUCUUCUCCCCCCCUGCAGGACCCGACGGUGUUCAUGAACAACAACACCCCUCUGAUGCUCCCGGAGAAGGAGAUGGAUUACACGGAGUUCACGGGGCCCCCCCAGAAGCCUCCAAGACUCGGGGCGCAGUCCAUCCAGCCGGCCCCCACGGCCAACCUGGACCGCACGGACGACACGGUGUACAGCAACGUCAUGGACCUGGUGCGGGCUGUGCUGCAGCUGAAGAACGAGAUCAGCCUCCUGCCCCCCGAGGGGUACAUCCUGGUGGUGAAGAACGUGGGCCUGUCCCUCCGCAAGCUGAUCGGCAGCGUGGACGAGAUCCUGCCCAUCCUGCCCGCCACCUCCCGCACCGAGAUCGAGGGGACCCAGAAGCUGCUCAACAAGGACUUGGCCGACCUCAUCAACAAGAUGCGCCUGGCGCAGCAGAACGCCGUCACCUCGCUGAGCGAGGAGUGCAAGCGGCAGAUGCUGACGGCCUCCCACACCCUGGCCGUGGACGCCAAGAACCUCCUGGACGCCGUGGACCAAGCCAAGGUCCAGGCCAACCUGGUGAAGCUGUGCUUGGAGUGAGGGCAGGGGCGGAGAGAGGGAAGGAGAAGGGGUGGGGAAGGAGAGGAGGAGAGGCAGCGCCGCGCGCCGGUCGGCGGAGAAGGGACCCGAGCAUCGCGGAGGAGCUGGCUUUUGUGUGUCUCCCGUGGCCUCGCCGCCCUGCCCUCCCUGUCCCCCCUCCUCCUGCAGCUGCUCGUGUCUUUAGCAUCAUCUCGUCGGUCGUCUGAAGAAGGGAGGCACCUGGUGACUCGUCCCUCGAAAGGGCUGGGGGGGGGUCCUGGCUGUCCCCAAGGGCGGACAAAGGAUUCCUUCGGCUCGGAGGAACCCAAUCCCAGCCAGCACCGGGUCCGUGUGUCCGUCUGGCGGGGGUCCGUGUGCCCAUCCGGAGGGUCCGUGUGCCCAUCCCGUGGGUCCGUGUGUCCGUCCCUCAGCCCCUCCGAGGGGCAGCGCAUGGCGGGGGGGGUCCCGCACCCCACUCCUCGGCGCCGGGAGCCGGGGACACAGUGACCGGGGGAGCUGGCUUCCCGGGGGGAGCCCCGGCACGCUCGCUGGAGGGGCUGCCUGCAUUUCCCUGUGCGUUGUACCGGAGGUUUAUUUAACGAGGGGCGCGGAGCCACGCACUGCCUCGGGCCGGGUCUCGU